AAUCUUGGACGAUAGCGGGGAGCGUGAAGGGACUCUUGGCGUCCAGCGGCGAUUGUGUGUGGCUUCUGGUCCUAGGAGCAUUUGAGGUUUGCUCGCCUUCCUGUUUCUGAAGACCUGAGGUCGGCCGCUAAGGUCUUGGAGAUUAGCAACGCGAGGCUGCUCCUCGUUUUCCAGUUCUAGCCGCGGGAGCUUUCAGAGAAACGUGGAAAGACAAUAAGGGUGUAUGCCUUAUUGGUGGCCGGCCCCAUCCGCGUCCGGAUUGUCUGGGGUUCGUGCCUGGAGCUACUACUCUGUGGAAUUGUCUCCUAGUCGUCACUUCUGGCCGCAGCCCUGUUUAAUAGACGUGGAAACUGAUGCCUUGAGACGGGUGAAAGGACUUUCCCUUACCCACUCCCUUCAGGGCCCCAAAGACGUUGCAGAUUUGUCUAGUUUCUAGACACGUGUUUUGGAAUGUUGUGUGGAUGGAAGCUUAAGUAUUGAAGAACAAAGUGGGAACUCCUAAAAUUUUAAGGGAUUCCAAAACUGACUUUUGAGUACCAGGAGCGUGGGAUUCGUGAUUACCCUCAGUUAUCCUGUGGCUUCAACAUGAACUUACCUUCAUGCUUAAGUCAGCUAUGCAGGGGUUUACCCAGACCCGUUGGAAGUACCACUCAGUUGAUGUUGCGGUCUCUCUCCAGAAGUCUGGUGCUAAGUUCACAGAGGAGAAUUCCAGAAUUUAGUAGCUUUGUUGCCCGGACCAACACAUGUGGAGAAUUGCGUUCUUCUCACUUAGGCCAAGAAGUCACCUUGUGUGGAUGGAUUCAGUACCGAAGGCAAAACAUCUUCCUGGUCUUAAGAGAUUUCCAUGGAUUUGUUCAAGUUCUCAUUCCCCAGGAUGAGUCAGCUGCCUCUGUGAAGAAGAUUUUAUGUGAAGCCCCUGUGGAAUCUGUGGUGCAAGUGUCUGGGACAGUCAUUUCCCGACCUCCAGGACAAGAGAAUCCAAAAAUGCCAACAGGUGAGAUUGAAAUCAAAGUUAAAACAGCUAAACUUCUGAAUUCCUGCAGGAAGCUGCCCUUUGAAAUUAAGGACUUUGUGAAGAAAACAGAGACUCUCCGUUUGCAGUAUCGAUACCUAGACUUACGUAGUUCCCAAAUGCAGUAUAACCUGCGGCUGAGGUCUCAGAUGGUCAUGAAAAUGCGGGAGUAUCUCUGUAAUCUGCAUGGGUUUGUGGAUGUAGAAACCCCAACAUUGUUUAAGAAGACCCCAGGGGGUGCCAAAGAGUUUUUAGUACCAUCCAGGGAACCUGGGAAGUUUUAUUCUCUCCCUCAGAGUCCUCAACAGUUUAAGCAGCUUCUGAUGGUUGGCGGGUUAGACAGAUAUUUUCAGGUCGCCCGAUGUUAUCGAGAUGAAGGUUCAAGACCAGACAGACAGCCAGAAUUUACUCAGAUUGACAUAGAGAUGUCUUUUGUAGACCAGACAGGGAUUCAGCGUUUAAUUGAGGGUUUACUGCACCAUUCCUGGCCCAGUGACAAAGAUCCUGUGAUGGUUCCUUUUCCUUCUAUGACUUUUGCUGAGGCACUGGCCACCUACGGAACUGAUAAACCUGACACUCGCUUUGGAAUGAAGAUUAUCGAUAUCAGUGAUCUAUUUAGAAACACAGAGAUUGGAUUUCUUCAAGAUGCGCUUAAUAAGCCCGAAGGAACCAUCAAAGCCAUAUGUGUCCCUGAAGGAGCAAAAUACUUAAAAAGGAGAGAAAUUGAGUCCAUCAAAAAAAUUGCAGCUAACCAUUUUAAUCAGGAAAUCUUACCCAUAUUCCUGAAAGUCGAUAGAAACUGGAAUUCUCCAGUUGCUAAACUCAUAAUAGAGGAGCAAAGACUGGAAUUAACCAGACUAAUGGAGAUCCAAGAGGAAGAUGUGAUCCUCCUAACUGCAGGAGAGCACAAGAAAGCAUGCUCUUUGUUGGGAAAAUUACGACUUGAAUGUGCUGAUCUUCUAGAAAUGAAAGGAGUGGUCCUCCGUGACACAUCUCUAUUCUCCUUCCUUUGGGUGGUGGAUUUCCCACUCUUCCUUCCCAAGGAGGAAAAUCCCAGUGAGCUGGAGUCUACCCACCACCCAUUUACUGCUCCGCACCCCAGUGACAUCCACCUCCUACACACUGAGCCCAAAAAGGUCCGUAGCCAACACUAUGACCUGGUUUUAAAUGGCCAUGAGAUAGGAGGUGGUUCUAUCCGAAUUCACGAUGCAGACCUACAGCGUUACAUCCUGGCAACACUACUAAAGGAGUUUCCUGAUUUUUAUCCUGCCUUUCUGAGUCUACAUCUCCACCUCCUUUAUUGGUCCUCUUCUGUUUAUGUUAUCAACACAGUAGUAGCUGCGUUUACUGAGCACCAGGCAUUUUUCUACAUGUUACAAUCAUCUGCAACUAGUUGUAUUUCCUUAACUAUAAACUUGAUAUUGUUUUGUACACUUUCCCAGGAAGUUUUUACUAUUAGUUAAGUCAUAUUAAGGUAUUUUUCCCCUUUAGCACCUAAGCCUAGUGUGUAGCACUCUGUGGACCUUCAGUGUAUGUUUAAACUGAAUGAUCUGGCUGGGCACCCAGAGCACAGUGGUUACAGUGCCAGCCACGUACUCCAAGGGUGGUGGGUUCAUACCCGGCCUGGGCCAGCUAAACAACAAUGACAACUGCAACAACAAAAAAAGUAGCCAGGCAUUGUGGCGGGUGCCUGUCGUCCCAGCUAGUUGGGAGGCUGAGGCAAGAGAAUCGCUGAAGCCCAAGAGUUGGAGGUUGCUGUCAGCUGUGAAUCGCUGAAGCCCAAGAGUUGGAGGUUGCUGUGAGCUGUAACACCGCAGCACUCUACUCAAGG
This is a messenger RNA of Nycticebus coucang (slow loris), 2843 nucleotides long. RefSeq names its product aspartyl-tRNA synthetase 2, mitochondrial (gene DARS2). Lineage: Eukaryota; Metazoa; Chordata; Mammalia; Primates; Lorisidae. Bases 586 to 2475 code for a protein of 629 amino acids. Gene Ontology annotation, molecular function: aspartate-tRNA ligase activity; nucleic acid binding; ATP binding. Gene Ontology annotation, biological process: aspartyl-tRNA aminoacylation. The record is from RefSeq and is a predicted model, not a curated record. Gene Ontology annotation, cellular component: cytoplasm; mitochondrion. The transcript has 16 exons.